GACAGAGCACAAGCUUUAGUUGUUUUGUAUUUUAUCACCGUUUUUGUUAUUAUUGCUUGUUGCCUUGUCCUGUGUGUUAGUGGCCCGGUUUGGUACAAAUCGACGCAUUUUAAUUUUAUUAGAAUGACGUUAGGUAACUAAUUUAUUUCUACAUUUACGAAAAUGUAGUUAUUGUGCAUAGACUGUGAAGUAGUCUAGGUCUUUGUUAAAAAGUGACAUGAUAUUUUUGUAAUUGUUAAGCCUAUUGUGCGCUAUUCAAUAAAAAUUGCAAAUGUUUUUAAUGAAAGCCCCUGAAAUUUCGAUUGAAAUUAGUUCUCAGUCAAACUCUGAUCAUAGCUCGAAGAAAAUCAUUUUUGUGUGCCGAAAAAUUUAAAUUAUAAAUUGACAUUACGGCUAAUUGUCAAAUAUCAUCCCCACUUUCAAUUUUGACUUUUUCGACCAUGAGGGAUGAGCAUGGCCACUUGGUACAGAUGAAUGGUCCUCUUCUUAUGGGCCGGGGCAUCCCCAUUGCCAUGGUGCCUGUGGUCCCUGUUGUGAAUGGGAAUGAGCCAGGUGCUGUCCCCAUGCCUCCUGUGCCUGCAGCAGCACUAGGAAAUGGUGCAAGAGAAGUCAAAUAUGAUGAUAAAAGUAGAAUUUAUUCUCCUCAACAAAGUGCACAGAAUAAAAAUAUGAAUCGAAAAUUGCCUACAAAUGGUGCUCAUAGAAUGCCUGUGCGUCCUCUGUUUAAUUCGAAGGGAGGCCAGACUCAGGUGAGGACUUCUGCCGGAUCCCAAGUCUCUGGAGCUCCCCUUGGGGCACCACCCAUUCGCCCCCAGAUGGGAACUUACAGAUACAACAUUCCUCCUGCUCCUCCUCCUCCAUAUGCCUCUUUUCCUGCUGUUACUAAUUUGGCUCCCCGUGGAGGCGCCUCUCCUCCCGUCAUCCCCACCAGCACUCCCCCUAGCAUGGGCUCCGAUGCAUCUGGCAACCCCUCCGAGCAGCUGAGCAAGACCAACCUUUACAUCCGAGGACUCACUCAUAACACCACAGACAAAGAUCUCUACAACCUCUGUGCUCCGUAUGGAAAUAUUAUAUCUACAAAAGCUAUCCUUGAUAAGCAAACCAACAAGUGCAAAGGUUAUGGAUUUGUGGAUUUUGAGUCCCCUGUUGCAGCAGAGGCAGCUGUUAAGGCAUUGGCCAAUCAAGGGGUACAAGCCCAAAUGGCUAAAGUAUGUUACACACGGCAACAAGAGCAAGAUCCAACCAAUCUGUACAUUGCCAACUUGCCUCCAUAUAUGACUGAAACUGAGCUGGAAGAGAUGCUGACCCCUUAUGGUAACGUGAUUUCUACACGUAUCCUCAGGGAUCCAGGAAUGAAUUCAAGAGGUGUUGGAUUUGCAAGAAUGGAUAAUCGUGAGAUGUGCGAGAUGAUUAUUUCAAGAUUUAAUGGAAAAGUCUUAGCCGGUUGCAAGGAGGCUUUGUUGGUUAAAUUUGCAGAUGGUGGUAACAAGAGGAGAAAUCAGUUCAAGAGCCAGGAACAAAGGCUGUGGCCAGAGAGAGCAGAGGGCAUUCAGUUGUAUGACCAGAGUGGUCUAAACCAGAAUGGGCUGGCUUCCCAGGUGCUGAGCCCUCUGGGCGGUGGAGCCGCCUUCCCACGUCCUUAUUCAAGUCCUGUCUCUCCUUUCCCGCUGCAACCAAAUGCUGCUGCAGCUUGGAUGCACCACCCUCAACAGUACAUUCUGCAGCAAUCUUUACCUCCUCAGAUGAUUUCUUCCUCCUUGGAUCCUCUGCACUACGGAGCCUUGAUGCCUCAGAUCACUGCUCAUUUAUCGCAGCUGCAGCUCUCAGGAACUUCGUAUGUGGCUGGUGCUCCCCAUGCCUACACUGGCACUCCCCCUGCUCCCCUCUAUCCCCAGGCAGCCCACAUCCAGGUACAGCCUUUGCCCGCCCUUGAAGAUCCAAUGAGUGCUGCUGCAGCUGCCGUUCCAAAUAAUGGAGCUGCUCUGGCCAACGAAGAUCCCAACAUAUAUCAGCAACAUUACAACCAGUCCAAGUGAAAAGACUCAGGGUUUCCUGAACUAUUUGACAGCACUUCCAUGUGGAUGGAUCCCUCUAUAUCAAAGUGUUGAUGGACUGACUUCAUGCGAAGUUUCUAGAGAAUAUUUUUAUUUUAAUAUUGAUCCAACACGAAAACAAAUACAAAAACAAAUAAACAAAGAUAUUUUUUAAGCCCAAUGUUAUUUCUGGAGAUUCUCUACACGACACCCGUUUGUCAGUUGUUGACUAAGUUUCUGCAACCAUGGAUCUUUUAACUUGAGCCGAAGGACAAUUACUACGGCUUUUAUAGAAUUCCCGUAUCCCCCAAUUCUUUUUUUUUUUUAUUGUGUAUAUGUGUGCGCAUCAAGAGCCUCGUCCUGAGAAGAAAAUAAAAGCAUUUUGGUGGAAGAUUCCAAGAUUUUUUUUCUUUUUUUCUUCCUCUAAUUAAAAAAAAAAAAUCAAUGUGAACGUAUAGUGUGCUUUGUCCGAAAAAAAAAAAAGUAGUUUUAGAUUUUACUCGUAGGAUGUAAACUUCGUAGAAUAUGUCAUGCUUUUUGUGCAUCGUGAGAAGUGGACCCAUCUGUGGAUGAAGAGACAUCAUUUCCCUGCUCAGCAACAUCAUUCUAUGGAUGGACAUAUUUUAAAAUGUUGACAGUGCCCAGAUUGGGUUGCUUCUCAAGCUGGGCAGAUGGAGCCCUUCCACCCCAUUUCCUGGACGCUGUAGUGCCACUUCCCUGUUGAAGCGGCAUCUCCUGCGAUGCAGGGGGGAAUGCAAGAAAACGUCAAAUCUUGUGGAUCUGUGCCUUUUUUAUGACCUGCCUCCGUUUCUUGUGUGAGCUAUUUUUUCCUUUUGUGCUGUCCCCUAUCCCCUCCUCCCCUUCUCUGAACAUCCGAUCAACAGCACUUUCAUCCGGAACUUUUCUGGGAGGGAGUACUCUGGCGUGUAUAGUAAAAUAUUUUUUAAAAAAGAAAUCUAUUGAGCUCUGUUUCUCCUAAAGAAAAUUCUUGUUUUCUGAGCAGAUGAUAAAUUUAUUAUUAAUUCAAUCUGGAUGUUGUUUGUGUAUAUGUGAUUUUUUUUCCCCUCUUGAUUGUUUUUGAUCUAUUGUCAUAUUCCUCAUAAUCUAAUUUAUAUUCUUUUGUACAGAUGUAUCUUUUAUGGUUUCUUUUUAAUUUAUUUGAUGGAAAAAAAUUUAUUUAAGAGUGUUUCUCAAACUCCAAAUGAUCAGUCUUCCAAACUCAAUUUUUUUAAAAGGUUUUUCUAUUAAAAAUGCCUUUGAGCGAAGUAGAUUAAUUAAAGUGAAAACAAGCUGCUACCAAUAGCAUAGUUUUGCCUUAAAAGUACUUGUGCAACCGAGCUUUUCUGCCUUCUUUCGCUUCCCAACCUUUCAAUUCCCAUUAAAUUAUUUUUUUAUUGUCUGGUGUCUAACUGCAUUUUGAGGAACUUUCUGUGUUGAUGCAUAAUCUUUGUUUUGUAUACUAAUUUAUUAUGUAUUUGAAUGAGGUGCCUUUUAUUUUUUUUUUGUUUUAAAUGUGAAAUCAUUUACUCUUCCACCCUCAACAGAUGAAAUCAGUUCCUAUUCGGUUGUUCUUCUAGGGGAUAUGAAUAAAUUUUAACUCAACUUAUUAAACAAUGAGCAAUAACGAAAUGUUAAAAAGUAGAUAAAUUUUUAUUAUUGCUAGGGAAAAUAAAAACUUGACUUUAUAUGCUAUAUAGAAACAUGUUAACGAUUCGAGCACGUACGUAAGGAAAAAACAAACUAUUUUUGGGGUUUUAUAUACAGGGUUUAAAAUUUUUUAUUUUCAUGCCUGUUGACUAUUUUUAAUAUUCAUCAGUUGAAAAGUGAUGCAAUAAAAAUUGUUUUUUAUAUUUCCACCAACGAGAUCCAACUAAUACUGUACUUAGAAAAUACUACUGUUAAAUUUUCUUGUAUAAUGUCUUUAUUUUUUUAAAAUGAAGCACUGAUUGACAUUCCUGAAUUUUUGUACGAAAAACAAUUCUUAAUCCGUAGUUAAUUAGAUCGUCUGAAUAGAGUAGCUGUUUUCAGGCUUUUGUCUUUGGUUUUUAUCUCAACAUUCCACCGUGUGUUAACGAGACAUUCGUAACUCAGUGCAGAAUGCUAGAUUUGUACUGCCUGUAUCAAACGAAUCAUAUCGUUGCCUUAUUUAUUAAGCUUAGUAAAUGAAUAACUCAAUGGUUGGUGACUGUCCACCUUCAUUAUUUCCACAAUGGAAAUUUUUAAAAUACUCAAUUUAUGGGGUUAAAAAAAAGGGAAAGAAAUUUAGAAUUUCUCUUUAUGCAGCAUUUAAGUAAUUUUAUAUAUUUUAACAUUGUCCAAAUAAUUUAUAUUAUUGAUACAACAAUGAGCUAAUAUUUACAAGAGAGUGAAUAUUUCAGUUGACUGAAUGUUCUGUUACUGCUUAAUUUGGAAUUCAAGGUACUUACUGUUAGCUUUGGUAAGUAAGCAGAAACAUUCCAAAUGUGUUGACGGUUGUCUCGUUAAUGCACUGUCAACAUAUUCCACUGCUUCCGAAGAAAUAGAUGUGUUGCUACAAGACCAAAGUUUUGCUUUUCCUUCCUUUUGAAUGUUCUGUGUGAUUUUAAGUUGUGAUGCAUUCUGAAAUAAAAUCUAAAUUACCUGCACA
Messenger RNA from Argiope bruennichi, 4659 nucleotides. RefSeq names its product RNA-binding motif, single-stranded-interacting protein 2-like (gene shep). NCBI's taxonomy places the organism in Eukaryota, Metazoa, Arthropoda, Arachnida, Araneae, Araneidae. The transcript is spliced from 16 exons. Bases 441 to 2036 code for a protein of 531 amino acids. Gene Ontology annotation, cellular component: ribonucleoprotein complex; cytosol; nucleus. Gene Ontology annotation, molecular function: poly(A) binding; poly(U) RNA binding; mRNA 3'-UTR binding. The record is from RefSeq and is a predicted model, not a curated record.